AUGUAUGUCGAUCUAAAGAUCUCUCGUGAUGCAUUUAUUCAAAUUUCCUCGGUAUCUAGGACCUGCCAAGGAGGUUACGCGUGGGGCGGAGUCACGGCCAGUUGUAGCCCAGUAGAUUGCGACAUACCUUCUACCAUUGCGCAUGCGUCAUUCACACUUACUUCAGGAACAACAACAUACGGAAGCUUUGUAACGUAUUCUUGCGAAUCCGGAUACAUUCCAACAGGCGAAAAUAGAUUUGCCUGUGCCGACACCGGCCAAUGGACUGGUUUGGGCUUUUCUUGCGAAGGAUGCGGUUUUCCACCUAACGUUUCAAGUGCAACGUAUACUUUGACGUCUGGUACAAACUACGAUAGUGUUGCAAAUUAUGUCUGCGUUACAGGGUACGUAUUUAGUGCGACAUCUCAGCUCUUUUGUGACUUAAAUACACAGGCCUGGUCGGGAACGCUUUCAUCGUGCGUCCUGGUGGAUUGCUUAUUACCUCCAACUGAACCUCAUGCGACGUACACAUUAACGUCAGAGUCUACAACUUGGCAAAGUACUGUGGAAUAUGCCUGCGAAAAUGGGUAUAAUCUAAACGGCGAUCCCAUUAUGGAAUGUUCGGCUGGCGGUGUUUGGGUUGGAAGUGGUUUUUCUUGUGAAGGAUGUGGCAACCCCCCAAUAAUUUCCUAUUCAACGUAUUCUCUUACAUUUGGUACGGGAGUUGGAAGCAUUGCACAAUACACCUGCAGUCCAGGCUAUACCCUUGAAAGCUCAUCUGAAUUGAUAUGCAUCUCAAAUGGAACAUGGGGUGGAAUACUUCCUGUAUGUAGUUUCAUAGAUUGUGGAAGUCCUCCAAAUGUGACAAACGCGAGCUACAUUUCAUCACCUGACACAACAUUAAACAGCUCAACGGUGUAUUCCUGUAACACAGGAUUUCAAAUGACGGUAACCGGAACGCUCCUGUGUGAAUCUGAUGGUCAGUGGAUUGGAAUCCUUCCUGUCUGCAUCGAGGUUUACUGUACAGAGCUAAACAAUCCACCGAAUGGAUUUGUAAAUUAUGGAUCAAACGUUUAUAACUCAACAGCGAGUUUCAACUGCUCAGAUGGGUACCAUUUACUUGGAUCACCGUACAUCAUUUGCUCCGCUGAUGGCUCUUGGAAUGCUACUCAACCAAUCUGCAGUCCAGCGGAUUGUUUACCACUGUAUGACCCACUGAAUGGAUACGUUAGUCAUACUUCGGGAACUACAUAUACCCAUGUCGCAAAUUAUACGUGUGAAAUUGGGUAUUAUAUAGACGAGGAUUCCUUACGGAUCUGUCAAGCUAAUGCAUCAUGGAGUGGAAGCGAACCGUCCUGCAUAAUCGUGGAUUGCAACCAGCCACCUAUUCUUUUGAAUGGAAUAUACCAGCUCCUAAAUAAUGGGACGAAAUAUUCGGAUCAUGCAACUUAUUCUUGCAACCUGGGUUACACUAUUUCUGGUGCUUUGCUGGUAACUUGCCUUGCAAAUGGAAACUGGAAUCUGCCACCACCUGCAUGCACUAUACUAGAUUGUGGAUCUAUUGCACAUCCGGUUAAUGGAUUGGCACUAACACCCGAUGGAACGAAAUUCGGGGCAACUGCAACAUUCUACUGUAAUCAAGGUUACACCAUAUCAGACCCGACUUCGGCAUUAUGUAACAGCAGCGGAGAGUGGGACAGCGAACCGCCUACAUGCGUAUAUACAGGUGAUUGCAGUAGACUGGUGACAACUCGAUGA
This is a messenger RNA of Mya arenaria, 1737 nucleotides long. RefSeq names its product sushi, von Willebrand factor type A, EGF and pentraxin domain-containing protein 1-like. Bases 1 to 1737 code for a protein of 578 amino acids. NCBI's taxonomy places the organism in Eukaryota, Metazoa, Mollusca, Bivalvia, Myida, Myidae. The record is from RefSeq and is a predicted model, not a curated record. The transcript is spliced from 2 exons.